AAGCGUAAAGCCCCCCGCUCUUCGACGGCGAACCAACAUGAGUAGUGCCGCAAAGUCCGACGAUAAAGCGGUAGACAUUCCGGAAAAGCUGUACGAUGCUGCCUCCAAGCGGACGUACCGGCGAAUGCGGUUCUUCGGAAAGGGUGGUUUCGCCAAGUGUUACGAGAUAGUGGAUGUGGCCACAAACGAAGUGUUUGCCGGGAAGAUCGUCUCGAAGAAGCUGAUGAUGAAACACAACCAGAAAGAGAAAAUGACGCAGGAGAUUGCGAUCCACCGUUCGUUGAAUCACAAAAACAUCGUCGGCUUUCAUUCCUUCUUCGACGAUCCGCUCAACAUUUACAUUGUCCUGGAGCUAUGCAAGAAGCGGUCCAUGAUGGAGCUGCACAAGCGUCGAAAAAUAAUCACAGACUACGAGUGCCGGUACUACAUGCAUCAGAUCAUGACCGGUGUAAAGUAUCUGCACGACAGACAAAUCAUUCACCGGGAUCUGAAGCUGGGCAAUCUGUUCCUGAACGAUGAGCUGCACGUCAAGAUUGGCGACUUUGGGUUGGCGACGAAGAUUGAGUUUGAGGGCGAGCGGAAGAAGACGCUCUGCGGUACACCGAACUACAUUGCGCCGGAAAUACUGAACAAAAAGGGUCACAGCUACGAGGUAGACAUUUGGUCGAUCGGGUGCGUGAUGUACACGCUGCUCGUCGGUCAGCCGCCAUUCGAGACGAAAAGCUUGAAGGAUACAUACAAUCGGAUCCGGAAGUGUGACUAUCGGUUGCCACCGACUCUGCGUAAUACAGCGGCGGAAAUGAUCUGUGCGAUGCUGCAGUCGGAUCCGUUGAAGCGACCUCGCAUUCAGAAGCUGUUUGAGUUUGAGUUUCUGGCCGGAAGUCACGUCCCGAGUUCACUGCCAACUUCCUGUCUUACGAUGGCACCACGAGCAGAUCAGUUGGAGCAGGCGGAACGUAUGAACCGGAAACCGCUAUCGGAAAUGAACGGUGGAGAUGAUACCCGGUUCGAAUCAUCAUUCCUGAAGAACAAUCUGCACGAUGCCAUCACUGCCAGUGGUAUGAUUUCGCGUCACAAUGAUACUUACCGUACGGACAUUGAAACGUUGCACCGCGAGCUGACGAAGCUGUUCCUGGCCAAACCACCCCGGCUGGCUAACAACUUGGAUGAUGAAAAUACGGAUCCGGCCGUUCAGCCACUGUUCUGGGUGUCGAAAUGGGUCGACUAUAGUGACAAGUACGGAUUUGGCUAUCAGCUUAGCGACGAGGGAAUGGGUGUAAUGUUCAACGACACCACCAAAUUAAUUAUGCUUGCCAAUGGACACAAUGUCCACUUCAUCGAUAAGGAGGGCCAAGAAUCGUACUGGGACGUGAACAAUUUCCCACCGCAUUUGGAGAAAAAGAUGAAGCUGCUUACCUACUUCAAGCGUUACAUGAUGGAACAUCUGGUGAAGGCCGGUGCCGGUGUAAUGAAUGUGGAAAGCGAUCAGAUAUCCCGUAUACCUCAUAUGCACACCUGGUUCCGUACGUUGUGCGCCGUUGUUAUGCACCUAACAAAUGGCACAGUGCAGCUGAACUUUUCCGAUCAUCAAAAGAUUAUUCUCUGCCCACUGAUGCGCGCCGUAACGUUGAUGGACAACAACAAAAAUUUCCGUACGUAUCGUUUCCAAACCAUUAUAGAGCAGGGCUGCUCGAACGAUCUGUACACCAAGAUACGGUACGCGCACGAGAAGAUAAAGAAAUUGCUGGAAAAGUUGUCAUAA
Molecule: messenger RNA, 1762 nt
Organism: Anopheles maculipalpis
Lineage: Eukaryota; Metazoa; Arthropoda; Insecta; Diptera; Culicidae
Gene: polo
Product: serine/threonine-protein kinase polo
Exons: 6
Coding region: 38-1762 (574 amino acids)
Biological process (GO): regulation of cytokinesis; mitotic cell cycle; protein phosphorylation
Cellular component (GO): cytoplasm; spindle pole; centrosome
Molecular function (GO): protein binding; ATP binding; protein serine/threonine kinase activity
Source: RefSeq, a predicted model, not a curated record